Molecule: messenger RNA, 2688 nt
Organism: Zingiber officinale
Lineage: Eukaryota; Viridiplantae; Streptophyta; Magnoliopsida; Zingiberales; Zingiberaceae
Exons: 8
Coding region: 294-2375 (693 amino acids)
Molecular function (GO): nucleic acid binding
Source: RefSeq, a predicted model, not a curated record
UCCGACCACAAACCCUCGCCCUUUCCUCUCGCCUCUCCGCCUUGCCUAUCGCUCCGCCUUGCACCCGUUUCUGGAGCCAAAUCGAUAGAGAGAGCGAACAAGCCCUGGAAAAGGACUAUCCUCUAGCGCUCGCUUGCUACCCGAAGAAAGGAGAUUGAGGGUUUCUCAUUCUGGCUUCUUCUGAAUACUCGACCGUUUUUCUUCUCGGAGAGCUGCUUUCCUGAUUCUCACUUCCAGAGCUAACUUUUCUUAUUUCAGAAAAACAUGUGUUGUAGGACUGUAGCCUAAACAGUAUGUCAUCGCCAUAUCCUGUGCUCAACAACAAAUCCAUUGACCAAUGGAAGGUUACUGAAUUGAAAGAAGAGUUAAAGAAAAGAAAACUACCAGUAAGAGGUUUGAAGGAUGAAUUGGUACGGAGGUUAGCUGAUGCAAUGGAUGCCGAGGUUGUGGAGAACAAAAAGAAAGUUGAUGAUGAAGUCAAAGAAGAUGAACCUAAGGUGGCAGAAAAUUUUGAAGUAGAAAGUGCUACUAUGGUUGGCAAAAUUAAACAUCCAAAUGAGCAAGAUGACUUCUCCAGUGCUUCUAUGGUUGACAAAGUUAAAGAUCCAGAUGAGCAGGAUGACUUCACCAAUACCACUAUGGCUGUCAAAGAUUCUGAUAUCACUGGCAUUGUGAAAAUUGGCAUAUCUGAUGAUCAUUCGGAUGCUGGAAAAACUGAACAUGAUGGUGCAACAAAAGCUACUUCAGAAGUGACCAAUAUAGACAUCAACCAAGAUUUGAAAAUGGAAGAUGCUGGGGCAGUUUCUUCAGGAUUGGAUGCAUCCAUUUUAGAAACAGAAGCUCAUGUGGAAGCCUUGGAAGAUGAUGCAACUGAGAGCCACACUGUGACCUUGCAUUACGAUUUAGAUGCAGUUGUAACAAAUUCUGAAGAAAAGCUCGAUGAACUGAUGCAGGACGAUUCAAACCUCCCCCUUGAGGAAAUCAAAGCCGGCCCUGAAUCAAACAACCAGGUAUCUGUGGUCAGCCUAGACUUAGGAUCCCAGGUUAAGUGUGAGUCCCUUCCUAUUGAUUCUGUGUCAAUUAUUGAAAAGAAUAAAUUAAAGGAUAAUUUAAAUGCUGCUGACUUUUAUUUAGAACAAGAGGUUGUUAAGCAGGAGAUGGUUCAGCCAUCAUCCAGCAUUGUUCCUUCACUAGGUGGCGAUCUGCAGACUGUGCAUGAUGCUAAAGAGAAAGUUAAUCACCUGGUCUCCGUGGAAGAUACAAAUGUUAAAAAAAAUACAUUUGUUGAUGAAGGCAAGAAAGAAGAUAACCUUGAUGAAGAGUCUCCAGAAAAACUGAACUUAGAUAGGAGUUCGAGUGAUGAAUUGAUGGAGGAUGAUGUAUUGGAAAGUAAAAACAUUGAUUCCAAUAUCCAAUCUGAGGAAUUAGUUGAAAAAAUUGAGGUGAUACAAGAGCUUGUUGUUAGUGAUACGAGAAACAUUGACGUUAAGCAGGAUGGGUUAAUUCUGGAGGUAACUAUUAAUGAAGACAUCAAGAAGCCAGCACUCCUUGGUGAAAAGAGAAAAUUAGAAGACCAAGAAGCUGCUGCAAGCAAUGAGGUUCCGAAACGGCAGCGGCGUUGGAGUUCAGACACUGUUAAAAUUCCAGAACGUCAAUCAUCUAACCUCAGUACAUCAAGUGCACCUAAGAAUACAUUUGAAAUUACUUCUAGACGCACAUUCAAUAAACCUGAUUUAAAGGAUGCUGGAGGUUCUCAGAAGGAACGGAUUGUUCCACCAUCACAGAAACCUGCAACCACUUCACUACGAAUUGACAGAUUUGUGCGCCCUUUCACUCUGAAAGCUGUGCAAGAGCUGCUUGCAAAAACUGGAACACUUUCCAGUUUCUGGAUGGACCACAUUAAGACCCACUGCUAUGUUACUUAUUCUUCAGUGGAGGAAGCCACUUCAACUCGCAGUGCUGUUUACAAUCUGCAGUGGCCUCCCAAUGGUGGAAAUCUUUUGGUUGCGGAGUUUGUUGAUCCCCAAGAAGUCAAGGCACAAACUGAGGCACCGCCACAGGCCCCAGCUUCAAACCCAAACACACCCAAGGCUACAAACUUUCAGCAACCUCAGGCUGCUCAACCUCCAGCUCAUCAGCAUGCUCUGAAACAAUACCAACCUUUGCCUCCCAUCACAAGACAACCUGAUCCACAGCCUGUAAGAGAGCGACUCCCCCCACCUCCUCCACCUCCAAGGGAGCCCGACCCACCUGCUCUGACACUCGACGAUCUGUUUAAGAAGACAAAGGCUGCCCCAAGAAUCUAUUAUCUGCCCUUGACUAAAGAAGAGGUGGCAUCAAAGCUUGCAGCACGUGGUAAAAACACCAAGAACUAGCAAGUUCAGCUCCAGGUGACGCUGGAAUUUUUUUUUUGUUUUUGUGAUGGGUUUAUGUAGUUUGACAGAUCUUUGAUGCUUUUGUUCAAACACUUAUUUUUCAGUGACAGAACAAGGGUGAAUCGAGGACUGUGUUUCAAAUUGAUUAGUUAGUUGUGUUGUCUUGUAACUCCAGGAACUAACCAGUAGGAGAGUAAACUCUGUAGGUAUCAAAAACUUGUUAUCUUUGAUUGCCAGAAAGAAACAAUUUGUGGAUGUAAUCAGCAGUAGCUAUUCACGAUCUUCCAAAUAGCCACAUGUUUGACCUAGAAAA